CCGAGCUGCCAGCCCUGAUGACUGACCGGAGUUAAAACCGUAGAAGAAGACCGUUCCCCCACGUGAGAACAUGCCUGCUCCGGGAGGAAAGAUAAACAGACCGAAAACUGAGCUGAGGAGGAAUCUGUGUAAGCGUCGGCGGGUUCUGAGCAGAGAGAAGAGGAAGAGGCAUCUGAUCACAGGACACAUCAUGGAUGCGGGACUCAUCACCAAGCAUCACCUGAAGAAGAGGAAGUCGAGUGCGCGUGCGAACAUCACGCUGUCGGGGAAGAAGAAGAGGAAGCUGAUCAAGCAGCUCCAGCACAUGCAGAACGAGAAGAGCAUCAUGGAGGCUGAGACCACAGUAGCGGUACCACAGAAGAAGAGUCAGGAGUCUGCUCCGAGCCAGAAGAACACAAACAAGAAGAAGAAAUCAUCAGCGGGAGCUCAGGGGGACGUGGAGAUGGGCGUCAUCGAGUAAAGAGAGAAGAAGACGAUUAAAUAUGGACUGAAAUACAACAAGUUUCUCCGUUUGUCUCCAGAGAUCUGCUGCUGUGUUUUCAGCAGACGAGGAAGAGGAAGAGACUGAGAGACGAAGGAGAGAGCGGUAACACCAGGAAAACUUUGGAUUAUAAUCAAUAAGAAAACGCGAUUUAAGGCGAAAAAAGUCAAAAAGUAUUGAGAUAUUUGUCUCGUUGUGGCUGUUUAAGAUCCUUAAAAUGUUGUUUUAAUAAACAUUUCCUGUAACCAGCGACUUUCUUAUUC
Molecule: messenger RNA, 744 nt
Organism: Trematomus bernacchii (emerald rockcod)
Lineage: Eukaryota; Metazoa; Chordata; Actinopteri; Perciformes; Nototheniidae
Gene: cunh11orf98
Product: chromosome unknown C11orf98 homolog
Exons: 4
Coding region: 71-460 (129 amino acids)
Source: RefSeq, a predicted model, not a curated record